UUAUCAUCAUCCGAUUCAUCCCUAGCACAUCUGAGCCGAGCGUGAACGUGAACGUUGAUUCAACUGACAUUGAUCAUCCCAAAUAUUCAUCGAAUCCCUAGCACAUCUCAUCAUGGAUCAUUCCUCGGACUUUGCCCUUGUCGAGAAGCGCAUCCGAGCCCUCACAACAAUUUUGGCAAAUAUGGGCCAUAGGAGUCGGGGGGAGCCGUCGUUUGAUCUUCAACAAAUUCCUUCCCUUUUGUGCCAUUUUGUUAAUCUUCUCACCCCCGGUGACGUUUUCAGUCCUGAAGUAAAGAAAGCUAUAGCGGUGACAGGCGCCAUCAUCCAUGAUGGCGUUAACGAGAGGUUUCAGACAUUGGUAGUCACCCAGAAUUUAUAUCCCCGUUCCUCCUUAACCGAGUCAAAGUUGGAACAAGUAACUAAAUCUCCAAAAUCAUUUCAAGAAAUCGUGAACAGCAAUGACGACGUCUCCCUCAAUGAACACAUUUCAGAGAUCUGGACUGCCCUUGCAUCCUUCGAGCCUUCCACGGACAACCACAUCGCUCUCAGCAGAUUUGUCAUCAACCGCUGUCGUCGAAAAGUGUUCACCCGUAUUUUCCUCUACCAGAAGACAUGGCACGUGGAUGUGGCCCAAACGUUGGUUGAUUGGACUCCCAAGGCCAAUGAGCUCCCCGAAACGCACUGGCUUGACGCUCCUCAUUGGUUUUCAUUAAUUGGCCUACCGCCCGACAAAGAUGUACCGAAGCGCAAGCAAGGUCCGCCGGAUAAUCAAGUUACCCAACUGGAGUUUUCUAGCAACACAGUGCACUUAUGGGCUUCGUUCCUCGGUCACCUCAUCCUGAUGCUAGAAAGGUAUGCGGCGCAGGCCCAGAAAAUGGAGAAUGAGGGGGACACACUGGGAUUCAAGACGGCUAUGACUCAACUCUCAAAUUGUUGCGCUGCGUUGAAUUGCUUUGUCUCGUGGGACGCUGACGUCGUGAAGACCCUACUGACAAAGACAACGCUUGCCUCGAAAUUCUACGGAUUCACCGAUGGUCAUGGUGAGGAUGAAGAUUUGUAUGAUUCAGACGAGUCUGACGACUUGAAUGCCGAAUCUCGCGAGUCUAGCGGAAGUCAUGUCUUACGUCACUUGAAAGGCAUUGUUGCAUGGCAUGCAGCCAUAGCAUCGCUUACGACGCCGACAUAUUCCAAAAUCAUUCGUAGUGAACUUUCCCUCAGCUUGCUGGAGAUCCCUCAUGCCAGUUUUGAUAUCGCCAACUUGGAUGACAUCUACGAAGCCUCACCUUUCAAUGCACUUUUUUUAUCAAAGUCCUCGAUCGCUUUCAAAGAUCUAACCAAAUCAAUUCUGAAACGCAAUCUCUCACAAACCUUUUCUGGCACCGUUCAUGCGGAGGCCACAUUAAUGGGCCUCCUCACGUACUUCUCAUCUUCUUCGAGUCGUGUGGCUUUUGAGAUGCCCCUUCGAGAUGAUCAUGUAGCAGCUCUGGACAAGCUACUCGAACCGGCAACCACUGAAAAUGUCGUUGCAGUAGGAAGAAAAUGCUGCUGGUGUUGUGAUCGCCUUCGCAUCGAGCUCCUGGGGGCCAACCGCACGCGGUUCAAAUUCCCGAGCUCAAAUGGCGUCAUUUAUCCAUGGAGUCCUCCUCGUGUGGGAGUGGAUGUCAAGGUUCUUCAGAGGUUGGAGUUUGCUUUGUUUCAAGAGCUAUAUGCAGCAAUCAGCAAUCGGACAGCUCCGUGGUAUCGGUCGAGUUCUGAUCCGUUUAUCCACUUCUCGCCAUUCGAGCUGCGUGAGUCUUGAGCAGAUUGGAUUUUUUUCACUUUUGCAUUACUGCACAGUACUAUACUUGAAUGUGCCAGUAGAGAGAUUGUAGCAAGAUAAAUUGGUCAUCAAACAGAAAAACCAAACCCGGGCUAGGUUUUGCAGCGGGCGGCUCACCGUACCAAGAUUGAUAGUCUGGAGAACGACAGACUCGACGAAGAUCAUGACCAACGAAACCAUCCAUGAGUGAAAGUCGAGGUGUGUUCCAAUAGAAAAGAAAAUCUUGUCGGCAGGUUCCGAACCUGC
Molecule: messenger RNA, 2065 nt
Organism: Suillus subalutaceus
Lineage: Eukaryota; Fungi; Basidiomycota; Agaricomycetes; Boletales; Suillaceae
Exons: 4
Coding region: 113-1798 (561 amino acids)
Source: RefSeq, a predicted model, not a curated record